AACACAAACCACCAUUUUUCACCCAAUCAAGUCAGCUCAGUGACGAACUUCCUGGUCAGAUUUCCUCGUAGGUCCCAGUCCUUUUAAUGGCUAUGUUUGCUCCUUCCACAGUCAACAGGGAGGACGGGGCUUGAAAGAGCAGACGCGGACUUCAAAUUACGCGAAAGAGCAAACCAUCGUCCUGGAGAAAAGUGUCACACAGCUAGCGUGGUGGGACUGGGAGCCAGAUGAAAAGAGAAAUGCUAUUUACUCAGUGUUGCGCCUAGCCCAAGGACGUACGAAGAAGGCAAACACAGCCGAGACCGAGGACGAGGUGCAGGAUUUGGAUGGCAUUUGCCGGGGCCGGGGAAGAACUGUUAAAAACCUGAAGAGACACGAACUUGGAAUAUGUUUGAAUAUCAUGUCUUGACUACAAACGACGUUUUAUCUGCGGAUAAGCUGCAGCAGCACGUCAGAAAUAAAGGCCUCAUCUGAUGGCUCUUUAAUCCAGCCAGAAUCCUCCCUGACAGGCAGCGACGAGCUACAGCAAAGGGUGAGGUACUGAAGUAAUCAAGGGGAAAACCACUUAGCUAAAUGUUGACGCCAAAUCUAUCAAAGGCUAAGCUAAUGUUGCGUUAUCGCCGAAUUUCCCUUUGCUGCUGCAGAGGAUGGCUCAGUCAAAAUACCACCACAGAGCAGCUGUGAUACCGUUUGUCCCAUUCCUUCAGUGUUUCCUCCUCUCUUUUUCUGUUCAACAGGACGCUUUAUUCGCAAUUGAGGGGAUUUAUGGGAUCACAAGGUAACCUUUCAACCUAAAGACGUGUCACUUCUGUGCUAGCCUGAGGCUGUCAUUGAUGUUUCAUGUUGUCCGCGUGUGUCGGGCGUCAGUUUCCUUUGUUUACAGUCUGAAUCUCUGAACAGCUGAUGGCUCCUCAGCUAAACCGCGGUGUUGCCUGUGUGUCUCUGUGACGUGCCGCGACCACUGCAAAUAGCUUCCAGUGUAGCUGUCGGUCUCUUCUGAUGAGAUGAGUGUGCGUGCUGGCCAGGGCAGUGAUGAGGUACUGGUUUCACAGGCUGUGUGGGAUUACCUGGCUGCAGCUGGGCGGCCCUGGCUCAUUGACUUCCAGCAAAAGCAGGGGAUGAGCGCUGGUAUCGUCAGGCGUGGAGAAAGAGGGGGCUGCUGCGCCGUGAGGCUGCAGCCGGUGGAAGGCUCCAGGAGCGCCAGAGAUGGACUGAUGGACGGAACUAUCUCCAGCGAGACACGAAAAGCCUUCAUUGACUUAUGCCGUUGUGCCCGUAAAGAAAUGAGCAAACUGGAAGGUGGACCCAAAAGGAAGAGGGCUCUGCUGCCUUGUGUGGCAGUCCUGGAGCCCAAUGGAGAGGGGAGCCGGCUUCAGCCUCUUCCUCCUCAGCCAAGACGCUCCCAGAGACAGCAGCAAAGGUUCAGGAAGCCUACCGAUGAGGAGGCCUGUGUCAUGCUCCACGAGGCAGCACAGAGAAAGGAUAUGGACUCCAACUUGGCUUCCCAUAGUGAGGCAGAGGACCCCAAAACUUGUUCAAUCUGCAUGGGGGACAUAGUGGAGAAGACUACCCUGGAUAGGUGUGGCCACUCAUUCUGUCGCUCUUGCCUGGAUCAAGCCUUUAAGGUGAAGAAAGCUUGUCCUGUGUGUCGGCUGGUGUACGGCCAGUUGAUUGGGAACCAGCCUGCAAACGGUACAAUGAUUGUAGAAAGAGAUCCUGAUCUGGAGCUUCCGGGCCAUGAAGGCUUUGGAUGUAUCUGCAUCAUCUACAGCUUCCCUCCUGGCCUGCAGGCACCAGAACAUCCCAACCCAGGGGUCCGGUACCCAGGAACAGACCGUGUGGCCUACCUCCCUGACAGCCCCGAGGGGAACCGUGUGCUGGGCCUGCUGCGCCGGGCCUUUGAACAGCGCCUUAUCUUUACCAUUGGUACCUCCAUGACUACGGGCAUGCAAAAUGUCAUCACCUGGAAUGACAUUCACCACAAAACCUCAAUAUGGGGUGGGCCUCGCUGUUUUGGCUACCCAGACCCUACCUACCUGGUGAGAGUGACAGAGGAGCUCAGAGAGAAAGGCAUCAUGGCCGACUGACGGCAUGAAAAGGAUGGACUCUUCCAAGACUUUGUGAGACUUUCCGAGAGCCCUUGUGGUGGACAUGACUCGGCCACAGGUUGUGCUCAGAGACUGCCCGUCCCUUAAAGGAUGUCUGAAGACAAAGCCCUCAGCAGAGAGGUGUUCAAUGCUGCAGAGUUCACCUCACUUCAGUACUUUCCCGUCUGUUUGUUCUUUUUUUUCCUCAAGAGUUCAGCUUGGAAGAAAAUACUGAGUGCAGUGCAUUCUUGUAUUGUACAAUCCUCCACCUGUUGCUGUUUGGCAAUAGUAUGGAUAUGUGAUAUGCUUCCUUAAGAGCAUCAUGGUUUGUGUGAGUUCAUGGUACUUAUAUAUUAUAAUUUAGGAUAAAAGUUUGAUGUCAUAAAGACACUUUAUGUUAUAUUCAUGAUGGUUUGAACUCUGGGAAGUUUAGUGUUUUUUAUAAGCACACAUUCUUUGUUUUACCUCCACAGAAAUGUUUGUUUGGUUAUUGAGUCUAAUUUAAUUGUUACUAAUUACCCGUAGUUAGCGUAGUACCUGGGUUAUAUAAGGUUCAAAAGAAGGAAUUCAUUUCCUGAAAUUACUGAAAUCUAAAGCACUUAGUGGCACUUUGGUAAGACUUUUUUGCUUCCCCUGUGGAAGAGUGUUUGCAACAAACAGGUUUGUGCAGCCAUAAGCUAACGCUUGGUGGCUUCUAGUUGAUGUCAAUUGCUUGAGGCACUUCAUUUGUAUGUGACUUUCAUUUCAUCCUCAUUUGUACUGAAAUAGGACGAAUGUUUACCAAUGCUUCAUGGCAGCACUUUUAUUGUACACAUUAAUACUUUUCCCGUUUUUUUUUUGUUUUUUUUGGCUGUCGGUUAGUCGUGUAAUUUCAAGAUGUCUCCCAGGUGUUGAGCCCAUUACCUCAGUUCUUAGUAAUGUGCUCAUCUAAUUACCAGAUUUAUGAUGAUGUCAAAUACAAAGGGCAUACAGACCACUUAAACCAAAUCAACGGCACAAACGCUCUUGGAAUAUCUUUGCCUCUGUUCCUAACAAACUUGGAGAUUUACCUGCUAAUGUUCUCAUUUAAAAUGAGGUAACUUUUGUCAAUUUGUUAUCUGAAUAGAUAAUCAAAAAUGCACAGUAAAAAGAAAAUACAUACGAAAAUAUUGCGGGAACCCUUGAUCUGAUUUUGGAUGGGGAAUUUAUCUAAUUUUGUCGUGCCUUUCUUAUAUUUACUUUUGAUAAAAGUCAAGCAUGAUGUUACUAAUGAAAGGUUUGCAGUUUGGGAAUAUGUUGAUGAUGUUAUUUGAUUGGUAAGAGCAUUAUGUUUGUAGCCAUACUAUCUAGCUUUUAGUUCAAAUACUAUCCAUUUCAUUGAAUUAUAAAUAAUGUUUAUUAAAUAAGCUUCUCCUGCAUCAACGUUUUUAUACUCCAUAUAAAAAACAACAACAGACCUGACGAAGCUGUAUGUGUAAAAGUGCUUUGCUAAGUGCAGUAACUUACUUAGCUAGUCGAACAUUUGUCAUUUAUUUAACUGCUCAGAUCCAUACAUCAGAUACCCUUUUGUGAUGUUUCCAUAUCCUUUGUAUUUUAGUUCAGGGACCAACUGAAAUACUUUUGGGACACAGGAUUGUAGUUUACUGAAGCUACCGUGCAAACAUUUCUAUGCAUACAUGUCGAAGGAGGAGCUGCAGGAGAAUGGAGAGUUGGAGAGAAUAAACAUAUAACAAAAGUGAUUGUUAAGGAAAAGUGAGAGUUUUGCUUUUCUAAUUUUGUUUAUUUGUACUUUGUUGAUAUUCAGAAUAAUGUUCUUUACAUUUUAAUACUUGAAUAAAAAGUUAUGUUUG
Labrus mixtus (cuckoo wrasse) is the source of this 3916-nucleotide messenger RNA. RefSeq names its product deltex E3 ubiquitin ligase 3 (gene dtx3). Lineage: Eukaryota; Metazoa; Chordata; Actinopteri; Labriformes; Labridae. The transcript has 4 exons. The record is from RefSeq and is a predicted model, not a curated record. Gene Ontology annotation, biological process: protein ubiquitination; Notch signaling pathway. Bases 1005 to 2087 code for a protein of 360 amino acids.